AUGUCCGCCCCAGACCUCACCAGCUUCAAGGCCCUCUCCUUCGACUGCUACGGCACACUGAUCGACUGGGAAGGCGGGCUGGCGGCCGACCUAGCCCCAAUCCUGUCGCAGCUACCAGAGGGGCAUGCGUGGCGGGCGGAACCACUGCUGGCCGUCGAGCGCUUCGACACGCUGUCCAACGAGCUAGAGGAGGCGCAGCCCGCACAAUCCUACGACGAGAACCUAAGCGCGUCGUUCGUGGCAGUGGCAGACGAGGCAGGCGCGACCGCGUCGCCUGCUGACGCAGCGGCCGUCGGCGCGGGUCCCGGGCGGUGGCCGGCGUUUAGCGACACGGUGGACGGGCUGCGGCGGCUGGCGCGGCACUACCGGCUGAUCAUCCUCAGCAACGUCAACGAGGCCAACAUCAGGGGCACGGUGGCGGGGGCGCUGGGCGGGGCGCGCUUCGAUGCAGUGUACACGGCCGAGGCCAUCGGGUCGUACAAGCCCAGCCACGCCAACUUCCGGUACCUGUUCGCGGGGGCGCAGCGCGAGUUCGGCGUCGACUGGGAGCGCGGCGAGCUGCUGCACGUCGCGCACAGCCUGACAGCCGACCACGUGCCGGCCAAGGAGCUGGGGCUGCCGAGCGUGUGGAUCUCGCGGGGCGCGCGCGACGGCCGGUGGGGAGUGGGCGGGAACCAGCGCGAGCUGUCCGCGCAGAGCAAGGUGGCGUUUGGCUGGCAGUUUGAGACCAUGGCCGACAUGGCCGACGAGGCGGACCGGCAGUUUGCGGCAAAGGCAGAAGCCAAGUAG
This is a messenger RNA of Lasiosphaeria miniovina, 789 nucleotides long. RefSeq names its product HAD-like domain-containing protein. The record is from RefSeq and is a predicted model, not a curated record. The transcript has a single exon. Bases 1 to 789 code for a protein of 262 amino acids. NCBI's taxonomy places the organism in Eukaryota, Fungi, Ascomycota, Sordariomycetes, Sordariales, Lasiosphaeriaceae.